CGACAUCGCUAUUAUCACACUUGUAAAAAAAAUUUUUGAUUGUUAUUGAUGGAUGCGUUGAGAUGUUUAAAGUGAAAAAAAUAAUCUUAUUCGGGCCCUUGGGGUGCUAAUUUUUUCCCCUUUCUUUUUUCACAAAGUUUUACGAUCAUUUACGACCCGUAGUAGCAGCAGGUCAAGCUAAUCAGGACAUCAUCAUCAUCUUCAUCGAAUUACAUCAAAUAACUAUCGGCAAAGGGGAAAAAACUUGGCAAAUACCGACUAUAGCACUUCCCCAAUAAAUAUUUUGCAUCAAGCUUUUGUUUUCCCAUUUGACGACGAACAAGACACCAUUAUCAUCAUCGUUGAUAGCAACAAUGCAUCGUAGAUCUGGUCGUAGUAAUAAUAAUAAUGCAAAAGAAUUGAGGACAUCGGUACAUCGUAAAGACAACAACAGCAAUAAUAAAUUGUCGGCUGUUGUUGUUGUUGGCGAAGCUUCCGAAUCAGAUGAUGAUCAACCUGAUCAGGUUAAAAUUAUUGAUGAUGUUACUAUUGCUGAGAAGGAAAUCACUGAAGGUGUUGAACAAACAUUUACUAGUUCCAUUGGUCAUGAACAACACAGCAUGACCGAAACUAAUGCGACCAAAAUGACAAUCGACAAUGCGUUAAUCAAACAACAAAACGGAUCUAAAUGUACAAUAUCGAUGUCAUCAUCAAUAUUAACAUCGGAGACUCAAAAUCGACCCAUUUUAAAAGAUUCCAUGACGACACAUUGUCAUCAAAAUAAUUCCCUUCUACAUUCAUUGUUAAAGGAAAGUAAUGAACAGGUUAAACGAAACUUAAUCAAAGUGUCCUGUUCACCAUAUUUGUUCGCUGAAAAAAACUAUAGCCAAAUCAUUCGACAUUUGUUGUCCACACAAAAAUCAUUACAAACAAGUUGCCAACUAUUACAAACGAUCAACGAUGACAUCAAUCAAUUGGAUAAAUCAUUCAUCACAUUGUCUUCAACAAUUGCGGCCAACAACAACAAAUUACUAUCCUGACAUUAACACACACAAGAUGGUCUGCGUUCUACAAGAAACCGUGUAAAAUGUUUAAUUACAAGCAUUCUAAAAUUUCGAAAUUCACCAUGAUCUUUUGAAAAAAGCUAAAAUCUUCAUAUU
Molecule: messenger RNA, 1139 nt
Organism: Dermatophagoides pteronyssinus (European house dust mite)
Lineage: Eukaryota; Metazoa; Arthropoda; Arachnida; Sarcoptiformes; Pyroglyphidae
Source: RefSeq, a predicted model, not a curated record